Messenger RNA from Cyanistes caeruleus (blue tit), 1370 nucleotides. NCBI's taxonomy places the organism in Eukaryota, Metazoa, Chordata, Aves, Passeriformes, Paridae. The record is from RefSeq and is a predicted model, not a curated record.
GCGCGGCCUCGUCCCGCGGUCCCUGCCCUGGGGACUCUGACCCCGCGGGCCGGCCAGGGGAGCUGAGGCGGGCGGUGACGAGCAGCCCCACAGCCGAGCGAGCGAGGAGCCGAACAGGAUGGAUCCCACUUUGGAGCUGGCAGAUGACCCCAGGUUCUCCCUCCCUUUGGUGGAGAUGCUGAUCAAGAACUUCAGCGUGCCGGCAGCCUGCUUCUCCCUGCCGCCCACCUCCCGGCAGCUGCUGCACCAGCUGGACAUAGCCCAACUCAUCAUCCUGGGCCUCUGCACCAUCAUGACACUGCUGUCAGUUGUGAUCUAUGUGGAAGAGGUUUCGUACCUCUUCCGCAAGAUCCGCUGCCCUAUCAAGAUGAAGACCCUCUGCUGGAGCAGCUCAGCCCCUACGGUUGUGUCAGUGGUCAGCUGCUUCGGCCUGUGGUUCCCGCGCUCCAUGAUGGUGGUGGAGAUGGCUACCACAGCGUACUUUGCUGUCUGCUUCUACCUGCUAAUGCUGGUCAUGGUGGAGGGCUUUGGGGGCAAGGAAGCGCUGCUCAGCACCCUGAAGGAUGUGUCCAUGGUGAUCAGCACUGGGCCGUGCUGCUGCUGUUGCCCCUGCCUGCCCCGAAUCACCAUGAGCAGGAAAAAGCUUAAACUGAUGAUCCUGGGGACUUUCCAGUAUGCCUUCUUCAGGGCAGUCGCUGUCUUCCUGGGGCUGAUCCUGGCUGCUGAUGGGAAUUACAACCCUGCUGACAUUUCAGCAGAAAGUGUGGCCCUCUGGAUCAACACCUUGGUUGGUGUCUCCACCCUCUUUGGGCUGUGGGCCCUGGGCAUCCUCUUCCGGCAGGCCCGGCUGCACCUGGCUGAGCAGAACAUGCAGGCCAAGUUCACCUGUUUCCAGCUCCUGCUCCUCCUGACGGCGCUCCAGCCUGCCAUCUUCAGCAUCCUGGCCAACAGUGGCAGCAUCGCUUGCUCACCGCCCUUCUCCUCCAAGGCCAGGUCACAGCAGAUGAAUAUGCAGCUGUUGAUCCCACAGACCUUCAUCCUGGCGGUGCUGACGCGGAUGUACUACCGCAAGCAGGAUGACAAGCCUGGCUACCAUCCCGUCAGCUUCGCACCCGCCGGCACCGACGUCAAGGCGUGAGCAGGAAGGAGAGACUGGGGGGGCCAACGGGCACAGUGGGGUGAGGGGCUGGUCUACCCUGCACAACCUUCUCCUCCCCUGACCCUGGGGAGCUGCUGGCAGCAGAAGAGGGAGAAGGGGAAAGAGCAUCUUGGGACAGAAUGAAAAAAUCCAUAAGCCAAGGUGGUCCAUGGAGCCACCUCCAGCCUGGAGAUUUUUGUCUAGCACUGAGUAAAGAUAAAUUUUUACUGGA